AUGACUUCAUCUAAGAAGAAGAUUCAGGAGAUUUCCUUAAAAGGGGGUGAUGAGGAGCCGGUGCAGCUCGACGAGGUGUUGAGCAAGUUGGGAGCCUUCGGCAGACACCAGCUGAUCACCAUGUGCAUGCUCGCGCUCGUGUACGCGACCAACUCAAUAUACAAUGUCAAUUAUGUGUUCGCCGUAGAAGACGUAAACUACAGAUGCAAAAUACCAGAAUGCGAUUCAAAAGAUUCAUCAUUCGCGGCUUCCUGGCUCGACACCUCGCCUUUAGGCCUGGAAACUGACGGAUUGAAGCAAUGUUAUCAACACCCACCCCUGAACAGUCAAUGUCUCAGCUUCAACAAAAGCCGGACUGAAAAAUGCACCGAGUGGGUUUAUGAUAUUCCUGACAGCUUUGUAGCUGAGUUUGGGUUGGCGUGCAAUGACUGGAAAGCAACCCUAGUCGGUACCAUUCACUUAUUCGGCAGUAUGGUGGGACAGUUAAUUCAAGGCCAGAUUUCUGACAGAUUUGGUCGCAAGAUGGCGGCAGUGUUUGCGGGGAGUAUGGGAGCCAUAUUGGGUUUGGCGAAGAGCUUCUCUACAUCCUACUGGGUUUACAUCGUGCUUGAGGGAUUAGAGGCGGCUAUUGGUGACGCCCUGUCACCUAUGUUUAUGUUAAGCAUAGAAAUCGUUGAGAAAAAACGAGCAAUAUUAUACCAGAUGAUUCUACUUAACUUCUAUACGUGCGGUCAAAUUAUCAUGCCUUUUAUAGCCUGGGCAGUGCCCUACUGGCGCAACUUCCUGAGAGUUAUAUACGCGCCCACGCUCAUUAUAUUGUUUUACUCCUUCUUUCUCGACGAGAGCAUCCGGUGGCUCUUUAGUAAAGGCAAAAAGGAACAAGGCAUUAGGCUUAUAGAGAAGAUAGCAAAAAGAAAUAAUGUGAAAAUCGACAAGAAUCUAUUAAACAGGUUAGAUUACAGCGAAGAAGACACGUCAAACAAGAUCAACGACCGAAAGUUACUGAUGAAGACCUUCCGAUCCAGGAUAAUGAUGCAAAGGUUCCUCGUGUGCAUGGUCUGGUGGUUCACGAUCACUCUCAUCAACUACGGGAUGAUGAUCAGCUCCGUGCUGAUCAACGGCAACAAAUACCUCAACUUCGCUCUGCUCAUCAUGAUGGACAUACCCGCGAACGUCCUGUACUGGCUCGCUUUAUCGAAAUACAAAAGAAAGAUGCCAUUAAUCGUAUCUUUCAUUGUUGGUGGAGUUUUUUGCAUCUCACAACCUUUUCUGCCAAAAGGCUACGCGUGGCUGGGACUGGCGCUGUUCAUGGCGUUCGAGAUGCUGGCGACGUUCUCGUACAACAUCGUGUACAUGUACACGUCGGAGCUGUUCCCCACCUACACGCGCAACUCCAUGCACUCCAUCUGCUCCGCGGUGGGGCGCGUGGGCUCGCUGCUGGCGCCGCAGACACCCUUACUGAUGACAUAUUGGACCGGCUUGCCAGCUUUAAUUUUCGGUGUGUGCUCGUUGCUGUCGGGAGCCCUCACUCUCUUGAUGCCAGAAACUGCUCGGACGCAGCUACCCGACACCAUCCGAGAAGCAGAGACCAUCGGGAAACGAAAAUACAAACACGAUCCAGCCUCCGAAACAUUGAAAGGAACCUAGAUACCCCACGUCAACACGAAGAUAUACGGUGUAGUGACACAAGUAGCCGGUGAAACGAGAUAUUUAAAGCAUAAAACCGAUAUAAAGUUAUAUUUCACGAUAAUAAAAUGUGACCAUAAACGAAUGUGGCUUUACAGUAUGUCUCAAGAAAAAAAUUGUUUUAAAAUCAUAAUUAUAAAUAAACCUGUCUUCUGAGUUUUUAUUGAGUCGUUUCUAACAUCAUGGAGAUCGUUUCGAAGUAGGACGGCUACAUGAUACGGCUGCCACAGACUUGGUACCAGAACCGUUUAUACCGUUUAUGUUAGUGUUAUUUUAUUGAUAACAAUCAUUUUAUAUGCGAUAUUAAAUGUUUUGUUACUCCUGUUA
Messenger RNA from Melitaea cinxia (Glanville fritillary), 2013 nucleotides. RefSeq names its product solute carrier family 22 member 1-like. Gene Ontology annotation, biological process: transmembrane transport. Gene Ontology annotation, cellular component: membrane. The record is from RefSeq and is a predicted model, not a curated record. Gene Ontology annotation, molecular function: transmembrane transporter activity. The transcript is spliced from 7 exons. Bases 1 to 1647 code for a protein of 548 amino acids. Lineage: Eukaryota; Metazoa; Arthropoda; Insecta; Lepidoptera; Nymphalidae.